Molecule: messenger RNA, 2532 nt
Organism: Pelagomonas calceolata
Lineage: Eukaryota; Pelagophyceae; Pelagomonadales; Pelagomonadaceae
Source: the annotation of a GenBank genome assembly
GUACGGUCCACAAUAAGAUGGCGAACUAAAAGACUUUACUGGAAAGAUCUCCAGGCCAAAAUGGUCCGCGAGAUGGUGAUGGUGCAAGUAGGACAAUGCGGGAACCAAAUCGGGCGGCGCUUCUGGCUGGAAUUAGUGCAAGAAGCUGCGUCGCAGGUGCAAGGGGGCUUUGAUGCUGCAAUGUCAGCCCUCUUCCGAAAUGUAGACGCGCGAUACGAGCCCGCGAUAGAACUUGAUGUUGGGAGCUUGCUGGCAUCCUUGCGAGCACGGGCCAUCCUAGUCGACACAGAAGAAGGAGUAGUUUCAGAGACGAGGCGGCAUCCAAUUUUGGGAGAUUUAUUUGAGGAGACACAGGUAAUAACGGAUGUAGGUGGCGCGGGCAACAAUUGGGCCAGUGGAUACGCUUCAUAUGGCCCGAAGCUCCAGCUGAGGGUAGAGGCGGCUCUGCGUAAAGCUGUUGAGGCAUGUGACUCACCGCAGGCAUUUUUCUUAGUUUAUUCAGUAGGGGGCGGUACUGGAUCUGGUCUCGGGUCAUCAGUGCUUGAGCUACUUAGAGAUAUGUAUCCUGAUUUAUGUCGAUUCAAUGUUGCGGUGUAUCCGUCUGCAGAUUAUGAAGAUGUCAUCACAGGCCCAUACAACGCUGUUCUUGCCACAAAAUGGCUCACAGAAGCCUCUGACUGUGUUAUACCGCUUGAAAAUAGCGCGUUGCUGGACUACCGUGCAAGACAGGCUGGUCUUGGCGCAUCGCAACUUCCUGAUGGAAUCGACACUGGCUUCGACGGGAUUAAUGAUGUCAUCGCACAGUUGCUUUCUCAUCUAACAGCUGGUGCUCGCUACCCCGGUGGACUGAACAUGGACUUCAACGAGAUUACCACCAACCUUGUGCCCUUUCAACGACUUCACUACCUGACAGCCAGCUUCUCGCCCCUUCUUCGUUGUAACCGAUCAAACCUAAAUCUAGACAAGCGUGAGCAUAGAAUUUUCCUGGAAGCAUGUGCUACUACCUCGAAAUUAGUAACUACGUAUGCAAAGACGAGUCAGACUUCGAGUAAUAGAGCCCUCGCCUGUGCCGUGUUUGCACGAGGGAAAGUGGCCUCUGCGAACCUCAUUCAUGCCUCAAAUUGUCUGCGUCCAUCGCUAAAACUUCCCCAAUGGAAUCCUGAUGGCUUAAAGAUGGGUCUAUGUCGUGUACCACCCCUUGGUGCCUCUAGUGCAGUACUUUGUUUGAAGAAUUCUCCUGCCAUCGCCCAAAAUUUUGACACACUGAAGAAUCGUUUCAACAAGCUGUAUCAGGUCAAAGCCAUGCUGCAUCACUACACGCAGAUAGUAGAUUCAACUGUCUUUGAGGAUGCCAUCAACGACUUAGAAGGUGUAAUUGAAUGUUACAAAAAUGCAGAUCUAAAUGCACCAAACUUUCAUGUCUAGUCACAGAAAGAGGAAUACGCAUCCAAAGCACAUGUUUUGGGUUUGUAUUAGUCUUUUCAGCUGACCCACACUCCCCACGCCAUUAACUUGCAAGCACUCUUUGUCGAGGCGCGAUGGGCCCUAUUCGACUUGAGUGGGGCGGCCCAAUUCCUGUAAGAUGCACACCGCCCCGACUAGGGUGUACCAGGCCAGGCUGAGUCAGACAGGCAGUGAUGCGGUCCAGCAAAAAUUUCUUUGCCGCUAAGUUGGACGUCCAAAAAGGGUCGAGAGAAUCAACCUAUGACUACCUUUACUUCCACCUGAAGCUAGUGUCGUGGGUCGCGUUGUGGGCAGCGGCGACGCAGCUACGGGCGUCCAAGGCCCCGCAAGUCAAGCGAGCCACCUUGACGACAAAGCGACUAGUUCGAAGUCUUCCUCCUGGGGAUCGACUCCAGCGAUCAAUUUAAGAUGAAGUGGAGUCAUUCUAACGGCGUAUCAGACGGGCUGCACAUCAGGCAGGGUGGAUUGCGCAGCGCUUAUUCCAUCGUCUGCUGGAAUGCAUACGUACUUCUAUCGGUCAGUUUUUGUCAAGACAUGUCCAAAUGAUCCGCCGAGUUCCGCCAAAUAUGCUCCCGACUGGCUGCUGACACGCGGCGACGGACAAUGGUGGACUUUUGGGGGUGCGUCGCUCUGAGCGUGGGCCAGGUGCUUCUAUAACAGCUGUUUGGAGAUCUAUUCGCGGUUGCGCGCUGCCUUUGGGGGGUUGGAGACUGCCCAGACGGCCACCUUUUGACGCUCUCUUAUCGCAUUGGUCGCAGUCGUGCCCGGCGUCCGCAUGAGUGGCUAGAAGCAUCGACAUACCUCAUGCCACGGAUUCACACACGUCCAGAGCGUCAGAGGACCAAUCCCGACAAGUGGCCCUUCACGCGCGUGAUUUAACGCCGCAGACCGAGCGACGACAAGCUGUCCACCUCAUACCGAAGUAGUAGUAGUACGCCGGUUCACUGGACCUACUUGGUGACUAAGCUAGACGUCUAAAAGCGUCCGGAAGAACCCAGCAGAAGUAGGAGCGAGUUUGCCAGUGAGGAGGCCUUAGGGGGUCCGUAACGGUCCGUACCUAGAGUCCGU